Messenger RNA from Paramacrobiotus metropolitanus, 1292 nucleotides. RefSeq lists its product as uncharacterized. NCBI's taxonomy places the organism in Eukaryota, Metazoa, Tardigrada, Eutardigrada, Parachela, Macrobiotidae. The record is from RefSeq and is a predicted model, not a curated record. Bases 207 to 983 code for a protein of 258 amino acids. Gene Ontology annotation, cellular component: membrane. Gene Ontology annotation, molecular function: calcium ion binding. The transcript has 2 exons.
ACAAAGUGUUACAGUGCCGUACUUGUUUAAUGGUGCAAAUGUGAAACGACACACAUAUUAACUAUUGAAAUUCUACAAAUCGGGUAGACUGUUAAAGCGAUUAGUUUAAUUUGUCAAAGCUUGACAUUUGCAUUACGGAAGUAUUGCUGUGUUUCUGGUCAUACUAAUAACUCGAAAAAAAAAAUUCCAACACACCUAUUGCUACAAUGCGUACGCCUUUACAUUCAAGAUUUUUCGUAAUUGCCAUACAAUCAGCUGUAUUCGUAGGUCAUCUCCAAAGUGCUUCGAUUAACGGGGAAGAUGUCAGCUCCCGACUUAAACGUGGCGGAACCGCUCCGGUCUUCAAUCCUCCGGUUUAUUAUUUCCAAACACCAAACUGCACUUUUACGGCACCCUUUGGAAAGGUCUCCGCUGCGAGUCCGACAACCGGAACACGGGGAUUGGUAUACUACACAGACAGUCCGUACGUUAACGUCGAUUCUCAGUCGGGAUACAUCUCGCCGCUGUACGACAUGAACUACAGUAAUUUCGUAAUCGUGGUGACGGCACAGAAUGCCUAUGGAACAGCCAGUGCGCCAGUGAGCAUUCGGUCCACCUGCCCCAACUUUUGGAAUCCCACCACCACACCGUCGCAACCCUAUAUCAACACCUCUCCGUAUAAUGGACUGGGUCCAUAUCAGUAUGGAUACAAUACCGGAAGUUCGGUGUUGGUGUACAAUUCGGCCAGUAAUUCGAACAAUAUCAAUGGAAUGACCAGUGUCAGUGGUCCACUGUGUACCGGAAGUUAUACAUGUGUAAACGGACAGUGUUCGUAUUCGAUGGGAUCAAAUAACGCGCUAUGCAGUGGAAUAGGAAACAGCAAUACUAAUGUCGUGAACAGCAACAGUAUGUACUCCAACGUUGGAGCACAACCAGCUAUGGGAACAAUAGGACGGCAGUAUUUUAAUUACGCAUAUGGCAUGCGCAGCAAUGAACGCUAUUAAUUCAAUUCUUUUGUGUGUAUUGCGCAUUUGACGUUUUGUUCUUGUCAAAAACAACAUUUCCUUAAUUAAAACAGAAUACUUUAGAAACCGUAAUUACAAUCGAUAAGGAAAUACAUUGUACAUGGGUAUAGCGGCUAUGAUUUUCAUUGUACGUAUCUACUACAUUACUACUUAGUAAUUCGCAUCCAUAGGCGGUCAUACCUAAAUGUUCUCAGCAGGUAUUCUGCAUUUAAUCUAGUUUACAGUAACUGUAAUCUGAUAACAAAGUAUUAUUAUUGCCUUGAAAAGAUUUUAAUAAAGGAAGCCGGC